AUGGAAAUUAUGAAGAUCAAAAAAAGUAGAGCAUCCACUGAGGGGAAAGAAUUAAACAAAAAGAUACACCUCAAUAAUAACCGCAAACAGGGGAGUGUGAAAAGGAUUAUGCAUUACAACGAUUCGGAAGAUAAAAAACACACAGAUAGCAAUUCAAACAUUUUAAGUAACACGUAUGAUAACAUCUAUGACGAGUUCUCAUCCAACAAUGAGGAUAGUGGGUGCAAAUCAAAUGACGACUUGGCAGAAUUUUAUCUGUACAAGGAAAUUAACAACCAUAAGUAUAACAACAAUUUGUACGACUUCUAUUUGAAUGAGUUCAAUAGUAACCUUGAGGAAAAGGACAAGCUGAACGAGUCCAACUUGAGCCUUAUUAAUAAAAUCUCUGGCAUAAAGAGGAAACACAUCUAUGGAGGCAAAAAUGAUGAAGAAAAGACAGAACAUGUGAUAGACCCAAAUGUGAAUGAAAGGACGGCAGGUGAGAAGUAUCCAAGGGGGGAGGAGUCCCAGCAGGAGGGAUCCACCUAUCGUGUCGUCAGGAAACAUCAUACAGAUUUGUGUGAUAAAGAAAACGUGGAAAAAUUAACCGAGUUGAGGAAGAAAUAUAAGCACGUAAUGCUUUAUUCUUCGCAGGAACCACUCAAUGGUGACCAAACAAAGGACCGUUACACAAAACAGAUAGACCACAUGAAGAAAAAAAAAUAUGGGGGUCAAAAUGGAAGUCAAAGUGGAGGCCAAAAUGAUCAGAAAGAAAAUGUGUACAACAUCUACUUCAACACGCUGAUAAACAAAUGUGAUUACACCAUUUCAUGUUACAUGUACAAGAGAACGAAUGCUACACAUAUGUAUAGAAAAAAAAUUCUAGUGUUAAAGAAGAAUUUUUUAAUUAUGAAUAAAUUUAAACAGAAUAUUAAUAACAUCUACAAGGACAUGCACCGAGAUGUGUAUGAUAUAUCCCAUGCUACAUAUGGACAUAUUUACAAAAGUUCAAACCACAUUUACAAUUUUAGUGUAUAUGCGAAACGAUUGAGCAAUACGGAUGGCAGUUCCACCUCAGAUAAUAGUAAUUUUUUUUCUUUAAACAAAAAGAAAAAGAAAAAAGAAAAUAAUUACAAAAUAUCAAAUGAUGGAUACCACUUCAACAAUGAGCACAUUCGUUUGGCAAACUACAAUGUGAAUGUAAUUAUCGAGUUGAUAAAUUUAAUGAAAAUUAUUUCUAUCUAUGGUUCCAUAAAAAAGUACAUGAAAAUACUCUUCUUCAAGUACACCAAAAAUAUCUUUUUAAAGAAUUACGGGUUGUAUUAUUCUUCCCCCAAAUAUUUGAAUGUGCUGAAGAAAUUCUACAAGUCCAUUCAUGCCAGUGCUUAUAAUUACAUAUAUGUAAAUAUUUUAAAAAUUAGGAACUUAGAACAAAUUAAGUAUAAUUACAUAUAUGCCAUAAUUGACGUAGAUAAUUUUUUGUACCAUUACAAGUAUGAGUACAACAGGGACAUGUUCAUACCGCUUUUCACGGACAGACAGAAUAAAGUAAUAUUUCACUUUUAUACAGACCUGGAUUUGUAUCUAGGACAUUUUGCUCUACGCAAUUAUGAAAUUGAGAAGCACAUCGAUUUUGAUUUGUACAAAAAGGCAGAACUGAAUAGUAUGCAAAUCCAGACGGAUUUCUUUUUAACGAAAAAUAACAAGUGCAGAAAUACAUCCAUGUAUAGCUCCACGUCGUCUAACAGAACAGCAAAGUUAUUCAGCUCCUUUUGCAAUAAAACGAAUGACCAAGUGUCAAAUGGUCUUUCUCUCCUGAACCAAAAAAAUAUUUUCUUCGAUAAAAAUUAUUUUUUUGUCAGAAAGUUACAUAAUGCACAGAAAAAUAGCAAAUAUGAAUCCGACUCAAAUGAUGAUAAUUUGUAUGUCCAUAUAUUUAUAUAUAAAAGUAAAAACCGAUUUGAGUACUUGCUACCGUCUCAAAACACCACCAAUGUGCUUUGCAAUGAUGAAGAUGUAUCCAUGACGUAUAACAACGUUAACAAUAAUUACCAAUUGGUUAAUUUAUUUAUAAAUAAUAUAAAACGCACCAUGCAGAUAAAAAAUAGAUUCAGCUAUAUCUUCGAUAAAGUAAACGGCAUAUUCGAAUUUAGAAGUUUCAUCAUUUCGAUCAUUUCAAUUUUUUACCUUUUUCUCUGUUCCUAUUAUAAGAACUACAUACACAUUGUUCUCCUUCUAACCGUGGCAUUUCUGAUAUACAUAAAUAAUGAGAAGAAUUACGAAUUUUGUAAAAACCUCUUGUACGAUUUUCCUAUUCUGUACCUCCUUUUUCCUCAUAAGAUUUUGUGUACAAUAUCGAAGAAGUCCAAUUUGUACCACCUCCACGCAUUUCUGCACAUUUUCAUGUUGCACAGUUUUCCCUCCUUCUUUCAAUACUUGUAUAAACAUUACAAGUCCAGGUGCGUCUACUUUUUUGCCUAUGCCCCUGCUUACCUAGGUAAGUAUUGUAAUGACCACUUCUUGGACAACGCGAGUACUGAGCACAGCAAAAGUAAGCCCUCCUUGGGUAGGUUCUCCAAGGUGAAAUGGAGCAGGAGGAAGGGCUUCCAAGAUGGGCAUGAUAGAGUAUCUGUGAAGAAAGGCAUGAGGGGCAAGGAUAGGCAGACGAAGGCAGAUUCCGUUUUGAGUCCAACCUGUGGCAUCAACAGAGGGGAGGGGGACACGGUAAGCUGUAUGGGGGACAACAAUGCCGUCGUGGGUCCUGCCCAAAUGGUUAACGGUGCUAUACCUGUGCACGAAGGACAAGGGAUUAUUCUCAAAUCCACCAGUGACAUCUUUCACGAGCAGGGAGGUGCCAAUUGCGGGGAAAUUAUCAACGUCAUGGAUGGCACAAGCGAUCAUGGUCACAAUAACCAGCGCGAGAGAGACCUACACUUUUUAGGAGAAGAUGCGCAAAAUCGAAAAAACGGGGAAGGCGACGAAGGCGGCGAUGGGGAUGAUAAAGCCCCAUUGAAAGGAGACAGUGAUAUUAGGGAGUCACAAGUUAUUAGCUGUACCAAUGGAGGAAACAACGAUGGAGCGUACGAUGAGACCAACGAGGGCAAAUGCAUGUAUACCAAAUUGAUAAAGAACAGCAAACUUUGUCAUAUGAUUAACAACAAUAAGCAGUGGCUAAUGGACUACUACGUCACGGGGGGAUAUCAAAAAGUUAGUAACUCAGACAAAACGACGAACGUAAAGCGUAAAAAUGAUAAAUCGAAUUCUUGCAAGUUAAAAAAUAGGUUCUCCGAUAUGAAGCUUUUACUCGAGGAACAAACAGAAAAAGGAAACAAAAUUGUACAUGAUGGGACUUCAAUUGUACGCAGUUCCCUGUCAUUUACUGAAGGAAAAAACUAUUUUGAACGAAAUGGUUCAUUCCUUUCAAAAUAUAAUUAUACCUUUGAUGAUGAUGUGGAAACUUAUUCUGAAGAUCUAGGCAUUAACGAAAUUAUGCUACUCGAUUUGGAGAUUAAAAUUGUAAAUCACAUGAAAAAUAAUUAUUACGAUUCUACCAGCCGAAUACCUACUGACAAGGUGCAAAAGGACGAAAAAAACGUAGAGGAGUUGGAAGACCGAAAGAACUGUGGAAACAGGGAGUUCUGCUUUGAAAUAAAUAAUGCGAAAUAUUCCGUGGAUGUAAGUUUAUAUGAAAGUACUAGGUAUGUCCACUUUUUCAAGUCCUGCAAUAGUGUAGGGGGUCGUCGUGCUAUCAACCAUCCCCAUGCGAGCAUCCUAUCCAAAGACUACUAUAGCGAUAGAAGCGUGAAAGCUAAAGGUAGAAGGAACACACAAGGGUGCACCACAAACAGUUCCGAUCGAACACACAACAAUAACAACAGGAAAAAAAACUUCUACAGCAUUAUUGAAUAUUUCCCCGGAUACUUUUACAACAAAAUCGAAAUUAUAUACAUCAAUGUGAUAUUAAUUUUUAUUUAUGUGUAUUGUCUUUUAAUAAUAACUGUGCAUGGAGGACUGAACAACGAUUUUCCUCUAUAUUUUUAUUUCCUAAAUAAAAAAAAAAAAAGAGGAAAAAGAGUGGCAAAACAUAGGGGAAAAAAGAGUGACUGCGCAGAGCACAAUGAACCAUUGAUCAACGUAGAAGCGAAGAAGAAAAAAAGUGAAGAAAUGACCUACACGUCAAACUUGCUGUUCAAAUCAAAACGUAUAUUCAAGAAUUGGAAACAGAAGAGGAAGCUCAAUAAAAAGAACAUUAAGCUUGACCUAGGCAAAAAUCUCUCCUCAUACGCUCUUGGCAACAUUAAACAGGGGAGCUUGUUUGAGAAAAACGUCGAUGCGCUCUUCUGCGAAGAGAAGAAGUGCGAGGGAAAUGAAGAAAAGGAAAAAACGGAAGCGAUAACGAAUAAGUACAAGUCUAGCAUAAAGGAAGAGCUGCAGUCCGAACCAAACCAGCAAGACGAAGCACCUUUGACAAAUAGCAACCAGACCGGCGAUCUUGAAUUAAAGGACAAUAUUGAAGGUGAUCGUGCCAAUAUGCUAAAUGUAACCUCACUGCACAAGGGGGAAGAAGGAAUCUCUCCGUGCCCCACUUUAAAUUCCCCAGUUGAGCUGUCCAACGUACAGUUAUGUAACAUUGCAGAGGGGAAUGUGAACAUGAAAGGGGACAUCGCAGGGGAAGCGCUUAAUAAUAGCGGUGACAAAUUUGCACCAAAAUGUGGAUAUGAUUGUAAAGGAGACCUUGGGGAUAACUAUGCAUUGGAAGCUCAGCAUAAUAGGGAUUAUCGUUUGGCGGCCCAAAAUGUCUAUGAUGCGGAAGCCUACAUGAGCGCGCAAAAGGGAGGCGGUUACCUCGGAGCUGAUAUCAGUCCAGAGAAGUCUCACAUCUAUCAGGAGAAUCACAUGUGUCAGUCGACCCCACAAUACUGCGACGAUGAUCAAAAGAGUUCUUUGAACCCCCACCACAGUGAUGAUAACUUCACGAGCCGGGUCUCCCCGAAUCGCAAGGAUCCCAAUCAGGACCAAAUAUUUAUGCCUUUCGAUGAGACCCCCUUCGAAGAAACACCUUUCGAAGAGACACCCUUCGACGAAUUAAAUAACAGCGCUCUAGAAGACGCUUUUAAUCUGGAAAAGGAGAAAGACACCCUUUGCAGAAAAUUUAGGAAGGCUAAAUAUUUUUCCAUGAACGAAAUAAAAGACCAUUGUAAAAAAAAAUUAAAGGCAAAUAACAUAUUCCUCCGGGAGAAUUACCCGAUGUAUAACGACCAAGGCUAUGUAAGCCAUGAGAAAGGAGAGGAUCUACAUAGGACUGAUGUAAGCCCAAAAAGAGCGAUGAAAAACUUUCUGGGAAAAUUAAAAGAUAUAAAGGAAGAGAACCUUAGCAAAAUUAAAAAUAUUUACAAAUCUGAAAAAUGCAACAAUCGUUUUAAGAAAGGGUUCAACAUGAUAAAAAGCAAAAUUAAAAAUGAAAGUGUCGAGGACAAUUUUGCCUACAGUAAGGACAACCUUUGGGGGGAAAAGAAAAAUAAAAAGAAAAAAGGAAAACACUAUGCACAAUAUAGUGAAAAUGAAUUUGACACAUAUAAAAAUGUAGAGUUAUUCGAUUUGCAAAAUUUGUUUCCACCAUCUUGUGACGAAAGCAUGGAAAAGUACGCCUUGGGGGAAAAGCUACCGAAUAAUUCUCACGUAGGCGUUAUAAACAGUGAGAACAAUUACACGGUUAACACACCCUACAUAGGAAAUAACAGCGCAAUUAAUUACAACACAGGGUAUAGAAACACAUUAGUAAAAAACUGUCUUAUGGACAAAAGCUUUAUCUCCAACACGUCUACGUACCAAGAGGGGAAGUUCGAAAGAGACAAGAAGGAAGACUCGAUUGACCUGAAAUUUACCUCCAGUUUUAUGAAUAACAAAAAGUAUGACUUAGAAUUUGCCACCGCUGAUAUGGUCGAGGAGGAAAAUAAAUUAGGGGAAAAACAUAUCCUUCACAACCUAUCCUUCAAUUCUAAGAGGAAGGAAUUAAAAGACAAAAUCAUUUCGUACCUAAAGAGGAAAACGAAUAAGAAGGAAAAAAAUAAAAGUUACGAAGUUACACCAAUGAUGUGGUUUGAGAAAGAGUUACUAAAUGAUGACAUGCACCUAGGGGAUGAAAACAAAUUGAUUAAUUUGAUCAACUAUGAAGAAGGUACUUACUCCAACAAAGACAACGAGGUAAACCAUGUGAAGAAUGAAGGGGAUAAUAAGUUAUCCUUCAAAAAGGACAACGACGAGUUUGUCAAUUUUAAAGAAAACAAAGAAAAAGUUAUCCCCCCCCUGAACGUUGACAAGAGAUCAAAGAAACCCGUAAACUCGAAUGUUUCAUUUACUGUGCCGAAGAGAAUAAUUAAAAGAAAUCGAGACUACCUUAAAUAUUACAGGAGCGGAUAUUUUAGCGAAUACGACAUGCAUAGAAUUAUAAGAAGCAGGGACAAAAAGAAAUUUGCAUACUCAAACAGUAUGUAUAAGCAUAUAAAAGAGGUGAUUGAACAGAAGAAUGAAACGGGGGAUAAUCAUCCUAAUAGCAGAAAAUCAAACGAGUGUUUCUCCCAAAAAAAAGUCAACCACAUGGGGGAUAACAUAUUUAGUGGACCUACUCACAUUGCUGGGAAAAAUGAGACAGACAAUUUUUUACACAUUGAACAGAUGGAAGAGGAAGAGAAACACACAAACAAGAACAUUUUUAGCAAAAACAAAAAAAUUUUUUCUCACAUGAAGAAGAAAUUUCUGAAAUUUAAAAAUAAAAAUAAAAAUAAAAAUAAUUUCUUUAAAGAUAAGAUAAGAAACUUGGUUAAUAUGCAGUAUGCAAAUUCAUAUAACGAAUAUGACGACAGGACAAUCUGUUACGAUGAAAAUGGCCUUCCUGUUCUCCCUGCUUCUCCUGAAAAAAAUGCACCUAAGGCCAAAAAAAAGAUGUUCUUCAUAAAUGUGAUGGAAAAAAGUAACCAAAAUGUGGCUCUCAAUUCUGCAGACAAUAAUGGUCAUGGCAGCACUUCAUCCGAUAAUAAUAAAACUAGGACUGUGAAAAAACUGCAGGAGAUUGAAUCUAAUGAAAAUUAUUUUAAAGCUAUUCGAAGCAAAAUAAACAUGCUAGGUAGUUCAACUCGGGCAUACACAUGGGUAGGUAGAGAGGAGAACCCCCUUGAUCAACGAUAUGUGCGCACACAAGUUAAAAAGAAAAAGAAACCAGAUACGAUCCGAAUGAGUGAUGGAGAAAAUAAACAUGUGAUGAACAAAUCCUCAGCAUCGAAAAAUUACAGAAGUAGGAGUAAACUGAUAUAUGCUAACAAAGGCAGCUACAUGUGCAGUAAUGGUUCCUAUAAAGACCAACAUGAACUCACGAAAUAUUCAAAUUAUAUUAAUUUAAAAAAAAAAAAAGAGCAAGAAAAACACGCCAUAACAAUUGCUGUAAGUAAUUUUAAUAAAUUCCUUUUAAGCAAAAAGAAUUACUACAAUGGUUUGGAAAAAACGAACUUUUUUCUCAAGUGUUAUUGCAACAUUGCAGUUCUCGUAAUUAACUACUUUUUAAUUUUCACCAUCACAUGUAUAUAUGUGAACAAUGUGUACAACCUCUUUUUGUGCGCAAAGCAUGUGCACUUGAAAGCAAAGAAAAGGGAAAGAAAAAAUCACUCGGAUUUUAGCAAAAUCAUCCGCAUAAUAUAUCACAAGAACAUUUUUGCAACAAAUGAUAAUUCCAUACAUAUAAGCAAACAUAAAAAUAUGUACAUGAAAAAAAAUAUAUUUGCACAGAUAUUUGUACAGAAUAAAAGACAAAGUGCUAAGACCAGUGUAAAAUGUGAUGAGGAAGAGGUGGAGGAGGAAGAGAAAGAAGAAGAUGAAGCUUCAUCAGAUAGCCAACAAAUGAAAAAAACAGACAUUCGAAAUUAUUAUUUUAAUCCAAGUAAAUACUAUGAAGAAAUUAAGAAUAAGAAAAAUGUUCUCAGUUUGUACAAAAGCGCAAAGAGCAAUAUUAAAAUGAUAAUGUCGAAACAUAUGAUGCUUAAUCUCUAUUUGGAAAAGUUUCUAAAUCUUUUCAAUCAUAAAAAUUUUAACCUCACAAAGAUUGUCAUAUCACUCCUGGGUUACUUUUCCAUUUUAUUGCUUUCGAUCAAAUUCCAUCAUUUGGUCAUCGUAAAAUUGUUGCAUUUGUACUACAAGGGAUACACGAGGAGGUAUUACAAAAACGUUGUUCUUAACAGCAUCUUGGAGAACAUUAAAAAUGUAAAGAUAAGCUUGAAACUGUAUAAGCCCAUCUGUUCCUUAAAGGAGGAAGAGUGUUGUGCGCUGAUUGAAGAAAUUAACAAAACAUGCAACCAGAAUUUGAAUAUAUCGCAAUUUAAGGACAUCAAUGACGAAUACGACUUGGCUAACGUCAUUAUGACAAAUUUAAGUGAAUUUUCCGAGAUGAAGAGAAUAAUAAGGCAAGAAUGGAACCUCAACCUGCUGAACAAUUCACCCAAUGAUAAUGCGAACGUGGUCAAUGCGCGGAACAACACCUUGUACUAA
Messenger RNA from Plasmodium fragile, 8514 nucleotides. RefSeq lists its product as uncharacterized. The record is from RefSeq and is a predicted model, not a curated record. The coding region runs from base 1 to 8514 and encodes 2837 amino acids. The transcript is spliced from 5 exons. NCBI's taxonomy places the organism in Eukaryota, Apicomplexa, Aconoidasida, Haemosporida, Plasmodiidae.